This is a messenger RNA of Peromyscus leucopus (white-footed mouse), 1884 nucleotides long. RefSeq names its product cell division cycle-associated 7-like protein. Gene Ontology annotation, biological process: regulation of DNA-templated transcription. Gene Ontology annotation, cellular component: nucleus. The record is from RefSeq and is a predicted model, not a curated record. Lineage: Eukaryota; Metazoa; Chordata; Mammalia; Rodentia; Cricetidae.
GUGCUCGGGGCAGCGCCAGCCCGGGUGGCCGCGUGCAGGGCGCAGGCUGAGCCCGGCAGGGAAGAUGGAGCUGGCUACGCGCUCCCAGAUCCCCAAAGAAGUCGCUGACAUCUUUAAUGCCCCCAGUGAUGAUGAAGAGUUUCUGGGUUUCCAGGAUGAUGUUCACAUGGAGAACCUGUCAGAGAGCUGCGAUAGUUUGGACUCGCUGGAGUUGCAGAAACAGCAGGAUGUGUGUUUCCAUUCAAAAUACCUCACUGAAGAGCUAAAAAGAAUUUUCAUAGAGGACACAGAUUCAGAAAUUGAAGAUUUUGAAGGAUUUACCGAGAGUGAGCUGAACAUGAACAGUGACCCAGAGCUCGUGGAGUCAGAGCUGAGUGAAGGUGGCAAGACAUCUGUGGUGAGUGAGGAGGAGGAAGAUGAGGAAGAAGAGGAGGUUGUGCCUAGAAAAGGCAGGUCCACGAGAAGCAGUUUUGGUCUUCGAGUAGCCUUUCAAUUCCCCACCAAAAGACUGUCAAAGACACCAGAUAAAAACAGCUCACACUUAGCGGACAGUAAGACUGAUCUCGGAAGGGGGAAAAGCUGCAGACAGGCCAAGGAGCGGGAAGACUCUGCCUCCGAGUCUGAGGAUGACUCCAGGGCAGAGAGCCAGGAGAAUUCGGAUGCUCUGCUGAAAAGGGCCAUAAACAUCAAAGAGAACAAGGCCAUGCUCGCUCAGCUUGUGCGAACCCCGUCCUCUGCUUCUAAGAGGAGAUCGGCUCGGCGGGCCUUCUCAGAGGGAAAGAUCAUAGGGCACAUGAACCCAACCCGGAGUGCACGCCCCCCAGAGAAGUUUGCUCUGGAGAACUUCACCUUCUCGGCCACCAAGCUCACCGAAGAGCUUUACAGCUUCAGAAGAAGGAAGACCAUUAGUGGGGGGAAAUGCCAGAAGUAUAGACGGCGUCACCGAGUAUCUUCUUUUCGCUCCGUGAAAGACAUCACUGACGAAGACUUGGAAAAUGUUGCCAUAACUGUGCGUGAUAAAGUCUACGAUAAAGUGCUGGGUAACACCUGCCAUCAGUGCUGGCAGAAGACCAUUGAUACCAAGACGGUGUGUCGGAACCAGAGCUGUGGUGGUGUGCGGGGACAGUUCUGUGGGCCGUGCCUACGGAAUCGCUAUGGGGAGGAUGUGCGGACCGCAUUGCUGGAUCCGGAGUGGACGUGUCCUCCCUGCCGCGGGAUCUGCAACUGCAGUUACUGCCGGAAGCGAGAUGGCCGCUGUGCCACUGGAAUUCUCAUUCAUCUGGCCAAGUUUUACGGCUAUGAUAAUGUCAAGGAAUACCUGGAGAGCUUACAGAAGCAGCAGUAGAAGACGAGCGAGAGGAGAAGGAACGCGCGAACGUACCCGAGUCCCACUAGAGAUGCCUGCCAUCUGUGCCUAGCCUUAGAGCCGAACUUCACAAAAGCUUGUGUCCUAGAACUUACUGUUUCUAAUAUACUAUUUUUUUCUAAGAAGUUUAUAUGCUUAAAAAGAUUUCUCAGGAAAAUAGUACAGCAGAGAAAUCUGUAUACACACCUGCGCAGACCUGUAUUUGUUACAAAUAUCUGCUGCAGAUUUAAAAGCACAAUUUCAAUGGGGCAGAGUUAAAGCUCAGGUAAGUUUCACACAAGAUGCUGUUGCCUUUGCUGUUCAGCUCUCCCAUAGUCAUUCAGGCUACUCUUCUUACAGAGACUGUUGCUCUGCCUCCUGAGUGACCGUAGCUCAAAUCUAAUGUUUAUCAUGCUCUAGAUACUGAAUUCUGGGUCAUUAGAAAUUUAUAUUGAAGAAUAUAAGAAUUCCCCCUAAAUGACCAAGUGCAAUUAACCACACACUGUGAGUAAGGUGUCCUUUUUAUUAAAAGACAACAA